AUGGAGAGGAAGGAGAGCAGACCUCGACGGCUGAAGGUGCUGCGGAGUAUUGCGCUGGCGACGAAGGGGGCGACCUCGCUGCCGCUCUUGGUGCUGGUGGUGCUCGGCCUGCUCGUCUUCAUGGAGACGCGCAUUUUCCACUACAUUGGGGGUCAAACGGAGACGGACGCGAACGCCUGCACGCCCAAAGUGAUCAACGCCAACAAUAUCGAGUACCAUUCAGGACACAGAUACUACUCCGCUCUGAAGGGCAUUGGGGCGCUGCCCCCUCCAGUCAUUCGAGAGGAACACGCCAGACUCUGCAGCAAGAUCAACCGGUACAAGGCCAAGUACGAGUACUGCCUGCCGAUCUCCGGGCGGAAGGACUCGCCGUUCUGCACUGCGGCUGACCGCACGGACCUGCUUAACAUACAGGUUAAGGAUAUCUGCUACGCCAGCGUCCUGCAUAUGCUGCUGGUCGAGGUGUAUGAAGAGCUACAGGCUAAGGGGGGCGAUCCUUUCCUGGUCUUUGGAUCGCUACUGGGAGCUGUGCGCAAUGGCUCCAUGAUCCCGUUCACUGAGGAUGUGGAUAUCGGCUACGUGGGCGAGCUCGAGGCCGUCGACAAGGUGAAGCUUGCUCUGCGCAAGAAGGGCUAUCACAUGUUCUACAUGGGCAUUUGGAGGGUCUGCGUGGCGCCGACGCACCCACUGGCAGGCCAUUUGUACGACCCAGAGCUGCCCAUUACCGAGAACUUCGCCGUCCCGUACGUGGACUUGUACAUGCUCAAGCCCACAAGCAGCGGGGACUGGGAUAUGCAGGAGCUGGAAGGCAGCAAUGGCCGACUCCUCCCAGACGACAAAGUGCAGCCGUUCUCCCAAGUGACGGUCAAUGGGAUGCCAUUCGAUACGGUGCAUGACCCCAAGUUCUUCUUGAGAGAAGCCUAUGGCGACGACUACAUGACCCCAAAGCCUCGAGAAGAGGAAGAUGGAAGUAACCGGAGAGAGAAGCCCCCAAUACGAUAG
Messenger RNA from Phytophthora sojae, 1002 nucleotides. RefSeq lists its product as hypothetical. The record is from RefSeq and is a predicted model, not a curated record. Bases 1 to 1002 code for a protein of 333 amino acids. Lineage: Eukaryota; Oomycota; Peronosporomycetes; Peronosporales; Peronosporaceae. The transcript has a single exon.